UUUAACUUAAUGAUCGCAAUUACCCAGUGGCUUGCAUACCGUGGCAAGUUUCUACCUAUUGGCAGAGUAGCCUUUAGGAAAACCUUGUCACGGGGAAGGACGCAACGUUCUCCAGAAAUACUGCUACCACCCUGGGUAGCCGUACAUGAGCUGUGCUUCAUGUUACGUACAAAACUCGCAAUGUGUAUGCGAGCCUGCGGUGUGUCCAUAUCGAGGGGGAAUUACACAUGGACAGAUCAAGAAGGUCGGAUUUUCCAAUCGAAUAAUAAACGGCAUGUUUUAGUGCCUUUCGAGGCGGCGGUUGCAGCCUGUAAGAAACAAGGGUACCAGCCAAUACAGGUUUCACCGGAGCCUGAAUCACCAAAACGAUGUGUGACCAAAAAGGCAUUACCUGUGAUUACCAUCAUAGGUCACAAGGACCAUGGCAAAACCAGCUUGAUGGAACGCCUUUGUGCGGAAGAGAUGCUUGUACAUGAAUAUGGUAAUACGACGCAACAAGUGGUUAUCAGGUCGGUAAUGUUGCCGACAGAAGACGGUCAUGUACAAGCCACGGUCCUAGACACGCCCGGUGACGCAUUAUUUGAGCUUUCGAGAGGCCGUGCCUUGCAUCUAGCGGAUUUAGCGAUACUAUUGUUGUCAGUUGAGGGUGGUGAAGUGCAAACGAGAGACCUUAUUGUACAAGCCAACCGUUUCAACGUGCCAGUGAUAUUUUGUAUCAAUAAGGCCGACCUAGAAUUCAGAGAAGUUGAAGUUGCACGUGCUGAAUUAAAGAGACAAUGUUCAAAUAUGUAUCGAGCAGGAUUAAUAGCUACUGAUAUGGCUGAUCAAGUACGAAAUGCCGUGGCAUUGAGUACACGCACUGGUAUAGGUCUAGCUAAACUGGGCACCGUUAUAGCGCAAAAAUUAGAAAAUUCAGAGUUACCUAUCAAUCCAACCUAUAUAGCAAAGCCAUUUGGAGGUAUAUCUCUGAAAGAAGUAGAGUCGUUCAUUCGAAGAACCAAUUGCCUGGUGAGCACCGGAGAUCCUCCCUUCGCAACGUGUUUUAUCAUAGAGGUAGAAAAAACCCACUCCUAUGGUGUAGUGCUAACGAUAAUAAUACGGCACGGGGUGUUGAUUGAAGGUGCCUACUUUGUAGCUGGAACUGAGUAUGGUCGCAUUGCAGGAAUAUAUCCAAUAAAUGGAAAGAUAAUUCCAGAUGCAAAAAUGGAACGUGCUUAUGUGGGUCAAGCUGUGAGAAUCACUGGACUAAAGAGCAAUCAAGGAACAAGCGCAGAUGAUAUACUAUGCACAAUGUCGCAGCAUGAAGCUUUCAGACUCAGUCAGUAUCGCAAAGAGUUACAGCUACUUCGCAGUAACCAAAUACAAGGACCGCUUAUAGAUCUUCCAUGGGCUGUUGUGCUAAAACCUAGCGAAGAUGCAGGUUAUCCCGACAUAAAGACCGCAACAGUUGACAACGACGUCAUAAAUGAAGUAAGACAUAACGAUGCCUUAAUAGACGAUCCAUUGCCAUCAUCUAUAUUACUCAAACCAAUUGACAGUGAAUCAAAAAUUGUAGAGCAACUGUCAAAAGACUUUACGGAUGGAGAGACUACGGAUUGUUCGGACUCAGAAACAGAUCUUCACUUAUAUCCACAUGAAAGGGGGGAUUCGAACACAAACAUCCACGAAAUAAAUGAAGCAUUCGAGGAUCCUAACGAAAAUUGGAACUCCGUAGUCGCACAACGUAACAAGCAAUUACGUGAAAAAUGGGCAGAGAAGUUAGACAAUAUGGAUAUGCCAGAAGAAAGUCUAAAGGCACAUGGAGUAGCACCACCGCCAAAAUUACCACCCGAAAUAGGACGUCCGGUGGUUCCGGUAAUACUAAGGGCGAACUUUGUGGGAUCGUUUGAUGCACUCCUAGAUGGCUUCGAGCAACUUGAACUUAGAUACAAUGUACGCAUACCCGUGGUACACGGGGGAUUGGGUGCAGUUACACCCAGUGAUGUUGUACAGGCCGAUAUAGGCAACAAAUUCGGGUGCUGUCCGAUAUACGCAUUCCAAGUGCCAGUGCUUAUCGACGCCGCCAAGCAUGCAGUCAUCAAUCAUGUAGUUGUUAAGCAACUCAACGUUUACUCUGACCUACUUUCUGACGUGGAGAAGCGCUGUGAACGCGCCAUAAGCCACGCUAAAAGAUCCAAAAACGUCGUGUGACAUAGGGAACACCUAAGCUAGCG
Babesia bovis T2Bo is the source of this 2213-nucleotide messenger RNA. Its product is annotated as Elongation factor Tu GTP binding domain family protein. Bases 10 to 2190 code for a protein of 726 amino acids. Lineage: Eukaryota; Apicomplexa; Aconoidasida; Piroplasmida; Babesiidae. Gene Ontology annotation, molecular function: GTPase activity; GTP binding. The record is from RefSeq and is a predicted model, not a curated record. The transcript has 5 exons.